AUGUCCGUAGCUCGGCUUCCUGCUGAGAGCAAUAAUCUGAAGCCUAAAAGAGCUAGAAUGGAAAUCCGACCAGUUCUGGGCUUCUCGAAUGAGGACAAGAUCGGAACCAUUCAACCCCAUGAUGAUGCUCUGGUGGUCACACUUAGGAUAGGAGGGUAUGAUGUGAAGAGAGUGUUAGUAGACCAGGGUAGCACUGUCGAGGUCAUGUACCCCGACCUGUACAAGGGGCUGGGGUUAAAACCUGAGGACCUGACAACCUACAAUUCCCCUCUGAUUAGUUUCAAGGGGAAGACUGUUAUUCCAAAGGGUCAGAUCAGACUACCCAUACAGACUGGUUCGGAAGUGGUGGAGAUAAACUUCAUCGUGGUGGAUGCCUAUUCCCCCUACAUGGCUAUUAUGGCCAGACCCUGGCUCCAUGCUCUAGAAGCCGUUUCAUCCACCCUGCACCAGAAAGUGAAAUACCCCUCAAGGGGCCACGUCGAAGAAAUUGUAGGGAAUCAACCUGUGGCUCGGCAAUGCCUUGUGGCCACCAUCUCACGGCAACACAAAACUAGCUCCUCGGCUACUGCCGAAAGGGACUUAUAG
This is a messenger RNA of Quercus lobata, 585 nucleotides long. RefSeq lists its product as uncharacterized. The transcript has a single exon. Lineage: Eukaryota; Viridiplantae; Streptophyta; Magnoliopsida; Fagales; Fagaceae. The coding region runs from base 1 to 585 and encodes 194 amino acids. The record is from RefSeq and is a predicted model, not a curated record.